Messenger RNA from Paecilomyces variotii, 765 nucleotides. RefSeq lists its product as hypothetical. NCBI's taxonomy places the organism in Eukaryota, Fungi, Ascomycota, Eurotiomycetes, Eurotiales, Thermoascaceae. Bases 194 to 631 code for a protein of 145 amino acids. The record is from RefSeq and is a predicted model, not a curated record. The transcript is spliced from 2 exons.
AAUAAUAAUAUGGAAGAAAUGAAAAUCGAGUCAACAUACGCACCGCGCGCUAGAUGGAGGCUCCAGAGUCCACCGUCUGUGAGAUGCUCAGAUGGCCACGCUAGUUAGGUACGGUAGGUAUGUACAUACAUACUUAAGUAGGUAGUUCUUCCAUCCCCAAACUUCCCACAUCUCGGUUCGAGCCAACGGUGCCAUGGACGACAAACUGGAUUCGUACGUAAUAUGGAGAGAAAGUGAUAGGCUGUCUGAUACUCCACGGUUAAUUCUGGAGCUGGACGGUGCCUCGACCAUUUGGACGGAGUCGCGGAAUGAAAACUACUCAAUUCGAGUUUCUCUUCGAAGGAUUCUAAGCGAUGAGUUUAGCGGCCAGAACGAUAACACAAAAGACCUUAACCAACCGUUCUGGCUGCGCUGGUCCCCCGAAAUUGAUCCUGGCCGGGAGGAUUUCAUUCUCUUGCGCCACGAUCUAGACAGCUUCCAAAGAAUCGGCGUUGAAGAGAAACCUAGAUAUGAAGUGGACUCAAUAAUUCAGCAAUUUCCAAACGAGCCGCCUUCGUGUUACACAGCAGAGGCUAAGAAAAGCCAUGACCGCUGCAGAAUCACCUACAGGUUAUCCUUUCCCGAUACUUAGGAAGAGCUCUUACAAUUAGGUUAUACUUACGACCUUCUUUGGACUGGAAAGGAAAUUACUCAUUGGGAUUGGAGCACGCAGCCAGAGAUAAAAGAUGAGCCUAAGUGGCCACCAAUUUUGGUUCCAGGGGGCGC